AAUAAUCUCAUGACUUGUGUUUGGGGUGUAGAAUUACGCUUGUUGCCAUCACAAAUCGGGUCUCUGCUGGCACUUGGAAUUGAAUGACUUAAAGUUUCAGUUUGUAAUCAAACUUCCUCAACAAGCUCUCAUUCAACUUGAAGCCACUGUCUACGAUGCAAGAAUUCACAAUGGCUCGAACUUUUCUGUUGUUGAUCGUUGCUUUAACCACUGCUGAAGUAACAGUGGAAGCAGCUAGUGUCAGCACAAGCAUAGAAGCAGCCUUAUCGUCAAAUUCAACUCCAACAUCUAUCAUGCCAACUUCAUCAACAACAUCAGAAGGUGGCAGCCAAACCUUAUCAGCAGGUAAACUGCCAAAUUCAACUCCGACAUAUAUAAUGCCAAGUCAAUCAACAACAUCACAAGGUGGCAGCCCAACCUCAUCAGCGUGUACAACGAAAGCCCCAUCAUGUGAUACGACCAGAUGCUGCAUUGGAAGUAACGGUGCAUGGUCAGGAGUUAACUCUGCAGCAAAUAUCACAUACUUUUCUGGUUGCAGGAACCAAACACAAGAAUCUAUGUGCAAAGAUGUCUGCAACAACGACCAGUGCAGUAGAGGCGCUGAACUGCAAGUUUCUGUCACAGCCGUCCUCUUGGUGGCUAUUGCUUUCUGGUGGAUGACAUGGCACCAACGCUAAGCAAGAGCUGAAGAGCUACUUUUAAAUACUUUUAAGUGUUGUUUUACUGAUUCAGAAUUUGGUUAGAAAGCAUCGUUACAUGCUCAUAGUUUGCAAGAUUCGAUUAGAUUAAGUUUCAAUUAGUUUUAGGCAAGAUUAAGAUCGUUUCUGGGUGGCUGCGGUGGCGUGGCCCAGACUAAGAAAAGAGGGGAGUCGAAAGAGAUAUCACGCGUCUUCCCAGUUACUCAGCGAUGCCUCUGUUGUUCCGCGGUAGUGGAUUACAUUUGUAGCUAAGUCGAUGUUGACCUCGUUGCGUUCCAAACUUCGGUAACAGGGUUAAAAAAAUAAGAAGCCGAGUAUAGAUUAGAGGAGGUUCUCUUUCUGGAAAAGAGGCAAACACACAAUGGCAGCCAGGAUAGUCCUUGCAAAUGAGAGCAGGGUGAUGAAAUUGCAAAUGUGCCCCCCCUCCCCCCUAACCUUUACAGAGCGUUAUCCGACCUUUGUUUACAAACAAAUCUCAGUGCUUGUUUCUUGUUUGCAUUUGUUUUUAUGAAAGUCACUAGUUUCCGUUCCUCAAUGCUGUAACAAGGGGAACGGUGUUUGCAGUGCACAACGACACAUUUUUUUAUACAUUCGUUACUUUUGAUGUUAAGUACAAGUAUCUCUAACUUA
Rhopilema esculentum is the source of this 1328-nucleotide messenger RNA. RefSeq lists its product as uncharacterized. The record is from RefSeq and is a predicted model, not a curated record. Lineage: Eukaryota; Metazoa; Cnidaria; Scyphozoa; Rhizostomeae; Rhizostomatidae.